AUGCAGACAUUAAACGCCAUUCAAUUCUUCUGUCAGGAGAGCCUCUUCCUGAGCACACACGAGCCAUGCUGCAUGUGUGUUUCCGCCAUCGUUUGGGCCGGAUACAAGAAGAUCAUCUACCUGUUUCCCUAUGAAUCCACCAGAGAUCAAGGGAUCCCGCACGAUCUGCAGAUUAUGCACGAGCUUUGGGCAGUGGAGCGGUACCAGGCUUGCAACAAGUUCUGCGCCUCCGCAGGCAUCCCAGAUCUCAUUGAAGCUUUGCCAGAGAAGGCACGGGCUCCAUUGAAGGAGCAGGUGGCGCGGAUCACGGCCAGGUACGCGGAGCUCUCGCAGAAAUACCAUCAGGAGAAGUCGGCGAACUCGGAGAACACCUUGGCCUUCAACUGA
This is a messenger RNA of Durusdinium trenchii, 387 nucleotides long. The record is from the annotation of a GenBank genome assembly. Lineage: Eukaryota; Dinophyceae; Suessiales; Symbiodiniaceae.